AAUUAUUACCUAACUAAUAAGGCGUUAACAUUAACGACUCCAUAGUGUUCCAACUUCCAAGCACUGUGAAAUUAACAAGCUCCGGUAAAAGUAAGUCGAUCAAGUCAAAUUCAAUAAACUAAAGGGUAUAACUUGAAAUUGAAGGAAACGGUAACCCGACUUGCCUCCGUUCCGUUCAGUUCUCCAAUUAAGGGUGCUGUGUGUUUGCAGCACCGAUCAGCGCCAUCGUCGCGCGGGAAUUAACUGUAGUCGUUGGAGUCAGUUACUAAUGGCGCGAGCUUGGACUCUGUUCACUCUGAUUCUAUGGGUGGCAGAGUUGGUUCUUUGGGGAGAUGGAAGCGAUGUGUUACUGCUGCAAAAUGCAGAGAAGGGCUCUCCUCCUGCCAUGAUUCUCCCUCUCCAUCUCUCUGCUCCUAAUUCUUCCAACUUCAACUUUAAUCAUCAUCGCCAACUUCGAGGAUCCCACCCUAACGCUCGCAUGAGACUCCACGACGAUCUCCUCCGAAACGGGUACUAUACCACGCGGCUAUGGAUCGGUACUCCGCCGCAGAGGUUUGCUCUUAUUGUGGAUACGGGGAGUACUGUUACUUAUGUUCCUUGCUCUACUUGCCAACACUGUGGUACGCACCAGGAUCCAAGUUUCCAGCCAGACUUGUCAAAAACCUAUCAUCCUGUCAAAUGCACCUCGCGAUGUAACUGUGACAAUAAGAAGAACCAGUGCACAUAUGAGAGACGGUAUGCUGAAAUGAGUAGUAGUAGCGGGGUCCUAGGUGAGGAUGUCGUAUCCUUUGGAAAUCAGAGUGACCUUGCCCCACAGCGUGCUGUUUUUGGCUGUGAAAACGUUGAGACUGGUGAUCUGUACAGUCAGCAUGCUGAUGGCAUCAUGGGUUUGGGCCGUGGUGAAUUAAGUAUCAUGGAUCAACUGGUUGAAAAAAAAGUAGUAAGUGAUUCGUUCUCACUUUGCUAUGGUGGAAUGGAUGUUGGUGGAGGUGCAAUGGUUCUUGGUGGCAUGUCUUCCCCAGCAGACAUGGUUUUUACACAUUCAGAUCGUUAUCGAAGUCCAUAUUAUAAUAUCAAUCUGAAGGAGAUACAUGUUGCGGGGAAAAGAUUGCCUCUAAACACAAAGGUGUUCAAUGGAAAACAUGGAACUGUCUUGGAUAGUGGCACAACUUAUGCAUACCUACCACAAUUUGCAUUUCUCGCUUUUAAACAUGCCAUUAUGAAGGAAGCCAAGUCUUUGAAGCGAAUCCCUGGUCCAGAUCCAAAUUACAAUGAUAUAUGUUUUUCUGGUGCUGGGAUUGAUGUCUCUCAACUCUCUAAUAAAUUUCCAGCUGUUGACAUGGUAUUUGAUAACGGUCACAAAUUGUCACUGUCACCUGAAAAUUACUUGUUCCGGCAUUCAAAGGUGCGAGGUGCAUAUUGUCUUGGGGUUUUCCCAAAUGAAAAUGAUCUAACUACCCUCUUAGGAGGUAUCAUUGUCCGUAACACACUUGUAAUGUAUGAUCGUGAGCAUUCAAAAAUUGGUUUCUGGAAAACUAAUUGUUCUGAGUUAUGGCAAAGACUACACAUAUCAGAUGCCCCACCACCUGUGCCUCCAAAUGCUAAAGGAACAAACUCAUCCAAUUCCACUGCACUAGAGCCUUCAGUUGCUCCAUCUGCAACACUGUAUAAUUUACAUCAAGAUGAACUCCAAAUUGCUCAAAUUACAAUUGUAAUUUCAUUUAACAUUAGCUACUUGGAUAUGAAGCCUUUCAUUACUGAAUUGGCCGGACUCAUAGCUCAUGAGCUGGAUGUUAAUGCUUCACAGGUUCACUUAAUGAAUUUUACUUCUUUUGGAAAUGGUUCUCUCUCUCAAUGGGUCAUAACCCCAAGGACAUAUGCUGAUUACAUUUCUAACACCACAGCAAUGAGUAUAAUUGCCCAGCUUUCUGAACAUGGAAUACGACUUCCUGAGACAUUUGGAAAUUAUAAGUUACUUAGUUGGAAUGUUGAGCCUCCACGGAAACGGAGUUGGUUGCAACAAUAUUAUUUGGUUGUGGCUCUGGCUGUUAUGCUUACAUUGCUUCUACUAGUAGCAGCCUUAGGAAUAUUCUUAAUUUUGAAAAACAGAGAGGAAAUUGUGCACUCGUACAAGCCGGUUGAUGUGGUUGUGCCAGAGCAGGAACUUCAGCCAUUAUGAGCUACCUUUGUGCUGCAGCUUCUGCAUAAUGGUCUGCCUAAUCCUGAUUAGUGCAACUAGCAUAUACCAACAUUCUUUUGUUUCAAAGAAAUCAUGCAGUUUAUAUAUAACGAAAUCUUAUAGGAACAUAUUUUGGAAAUUGCAUAGUCAGAAAAGAAAAUUUGUGAAUACUGUAAUAUACAAAAGGGUGUCACAUUAGGUUGAAGUUUUGAACUAUUUCGUCCAGGAAUCAUUAUUGCUACUUCUGUGUAUUGAUCCAAGAAUCUUAUGUCCGCAUUUAUUGAGGGCUUCAAGGUUUUGAUUGGUGUUUUGAUGAAUACUCUGUUGAACA
This is a messenger RNA of Arachis ipaensis, 2510 nucleotides long. Its product is annotated as aspartic proteinase 36. Gene Ontology annotation, molecular function: aspartic-type endopeptidase activity. Gene Ontology annotation, biological process: proteolysis. The record is from RefSeq and is a predicted model, not a curated record. NCBI's taxonomy places the organism in Eukaryota, Viridiplantae, Streptophyta, Magnoliopsida, Fabales, Fabaceae.